Messenger RNA from Xenopus laevis (African clawed frog), 5158 nucleotides. RefSeq names its product zinc finger protein 518A L homeolog (gene znf518a.L). Lineage: Eukaryota; Metazoa; Chordata; Amphibia; Anura; Pipidae. Gene Ontology annotation, cellular component: nucleus. Bases 291 to 4445 code for a protein of 1384 amino acids. The record is from RefSeq and is a predicted model, not a curated record. The transcript is spliced from 3 exons.
CAAAGCAUUGUCUGCCUUGUUACGGGGACAAGGUGGAGCACGUAUCACUCCGCCGUCUCGGCUUGGAGUCCAUUUUAGGUCUGCCGAAAAAACUAGGGACAAUUCCCGGAUGUAGCUGUCAUGGCCGCCAACAGCAAACUCGGGCAGCAGUUGAGCAAAACAAGGUUCUGCAUAUUCCAUAUGUUGUAGCAAUUUAUGACAAGAAAAAGUGCCAUUCACUGAGUGAGGCUAACUAAAGUAACACUUCACGCUGGUGGAUCCUCUCUAUCGCUGAUUUCAUCUUAAUUUACAUGAUGAAAUCACCAAAUAAGGACUUGCCUGUGGAAACUGAGGAAUCAGGUCCCGCUAAAGAGGAUUUGUGGGAUUUUGCCGAACAUGAUUCCGAUACCAAUGACCCAAGCUCCCUGUCAUCAUUUUCUGUAAAUGAAAGCGUUUUACAUGAUGUUGAUGAAGAUCCAGAAAAUGCAUUAGACACAGCUGGUAAUGAAACUACUUUGAAUGAAAAGGGAGAAAACUCUCAAAACGCCUCAUGCAAAAAGCAGACUGCAAGAAAGUCAUUCUGGAGAGGAACCAUAAGUAAUUUAGACAGUUCCGCAGAUCUUAAAGCUGUCAUUAAAUCAGAACCUCAACUGGAUGACGAUGUAGCAAAUAUAUCCGCAAAGGUUUUACAUUUCUUUUGCCAAAAAUGUAACAACGGUAUAAGAUACAGUCCCAAUGACCUUCAAAAACACUUUCUCAUUAUGCAUAAUGGGGAAUCGCCCUUAUAUCCUUGUGAAAUGUGUAACUUUUCUGCUAAUGAUUUUCAGACAUUCAAACAACAUCGAAAGACUCAUCGAAGUGCUUUAGUGAAAUGUGAGCUCUGCAAUAAUGACUAUUUAUAUACUUUGCUGGCUUUGACAAAGCACUUUACAGUUAUGCAUUGUAAUAAUGGCCACUUUAACUGCUCAAAAUGCAAGUUUUCUACCAGAGACGUUGGCACGUUUGUUCAGCACAUUCACAGACAUAAUGGAAUUGAGUAUGCUUGUCAAAAAUGUAACCAUAUUAGCUUCUCAAAAACAGAGUUUCAAAAACAUCUUCAGGGCCACAGUGCACUAUUUCCAUUUAGUUGUCAGUACUGCAACUACAGUGCAAUGAGGAAGGACUUUAUUGUAAAACAUGUUUUUGCCAGGCACAGAGAACAAAUUCAUACAAAAGAUGAACUUUUGCAGGAAAGUUGUGAUAGACAAAUGGAGACUUCUGCUGGCCAAAAACUUGUAUUGCAAAGGUACCAACCCGAUGUUUCAGAUAAGGGUUUAUGGAGAAAAGAAGAAAACAGUGGUGAAAUAGAGAAUGAUGAAGAUGAUGAUCAGGGUACAAGUGGGUUGCAAUAUAAUUCCAUGGAUAAAAGCCACACCACGGGUGCCCUUUCAACCUAUAAUAUGGAUAAAACGAUGCAAGAUGGCAUAUCUUCUGUGACAACUAUAAAAUGCAACAAUGAAGAAAUGAACUCCAAUGUCUUAAAAAAUGCAGUUCAUGGCCCAACUGUGCUAAUGGUAAAGAACAAUAAAAUUAAUGUUCCAGCUAAUUACAGUGCAACAUUCAUGGGUUACAAGAUGGUGAAUGGAAAACAAAAUAUUGUAAUCAAACUGCUACCUUCAAAUAAACAAUCGGGAGCAGCACUACAGUCACCACCUCCAACACUGGGCAAUUUGACUCCUCAAGGCCAUGGUCUGAGGCCAUUUGAGGUGUCCUCAAAUGGUGUUGACAAAAGACCUGCACCAUCAUUUAAACCUAAUAUAUCAUGCCCUACAUCUGUUGCUUCUUUGCAAAGAAUGAGUGUUCCAUUCAGGCCCAGAACUGAAUCACAUCCUAUCAGACAUGCCGCACCAAACCUUAUCAGACAGGGGACUGCUGCCAGCCAAGCUUUUUUGCAAAGCCUUCGGAAAGAUUUAGUAUGUGGUAGUAGUAGUAAUCCUAACUCUUCUUUUGGUACUGACCGUGUAAGCAACAUUAAAGAAGAGCCUGAAGAAUACAGUAUUCAUGAACAACAACAUAUGCAAACGGAACGGAAUCAUGGCUAUGGGUUUGCUGCGGGGCCAAUGCAUCAGGGUAGAAUGUCAAACUCCUCAAAUCUAAAUCCUAACAUGCAACAUUUGCCAAGACAUCGGCACAGCAGUGAUAGUGGGUUAGCACUGUCCAAAACAUUAUACACUAAAAAUAACGAAAUUAGAAACUCAGUAUUGCAUACAUUAGCAGCUAGCCGAACUGGUGGAUUGAACUUUACAAACACUAACAUCAAGCCUCAAAAUUACUAUUUAAGUGGAAAUUUACACAUGCGUGACAAGCCAGCAACUGUAUUGGAAAAAAAUAAUAAAUCUGACAAUAUCUCAUUUAUGCCAAGAAUUACAUCUGUGUUCUCAUUGCAAAAUAGAGCUCCAGCAUCUACAUCAUUUGUGAAAAGUACUUACCUUCAUAACAUGCUGCAGGAAAAUAAAGCAUUAUACGACAGACUCUGUGCAUCUAAAAAUCCCCUUGCUGGUAGCAGUACAUCAACAUCUGCUAGGUUACCUAAUGUAGCUUCACGAUUUGACCCUCGCCUAAUAAGUGCUGACCAUGUAUUGAAAGGUUCUGCUUCCUCUUUUAGGCAAGGACAACCAUCUUCUCCAUUAGACAUCAAGACAUCACACCCCUCAAGAGUUGGGGAUCUACUCAAAGCACAUUCAGAUGCAAUUGUGAAUCAGCAACUGGCAAAAGAAAAAAUGCUGGGAAUAGCACGGCCAGCUGGCAGCUCACCUGCUUACAGAGUUGUUAAAACUCCACAGAAUGCAGGCUAUCCUCAUUCAAACACUGUCUUAUUACCAUCAACUUCAAAUGCAUUGCUCCUUCCAAAUUUGCCAACCCAUCAGAGUGGCUUGAAAAUGACUGCAAGUCAACCUACCCCUCAAAGUAACACUUGUAUUAACCCCAAUACCCCAGUAAAUGCAAAAUCUAAAAUGGUAUUAACAUUAACCAAUGGACCAUUUGGAACGAUUAGAAAUGUGUCCAAUGGAAAUCCUCAGACCAUGGCUUCUCCUGUUGCUACUGCAGGAAAUAACCAAGGAAAAUUGCCACUUCCUAGACUGCAGCGUCCUGCUGCGCCAUAUUUGUUGAAUGCAGAAUUAAAAGACAUUGGAACUACUGUAAAUAACCUUCCUGGUAAAAUCAUUUCUGGUUCUGCUCCAGCAAAUAAACUUCCCAUUAAUUUGAAUUUACUUCAGUAUCGCAUAAAUUCAAAUUCUUCAAUAGGGAAAACUGGGAAUGUGGAAUCUGUUAAAAAUCCAGAGGCUGGUCAAAAGCAACCUGUUUAUGCUUUGUUGCCUGAUGGCAAACAAGCCGUCUUAUUAAACUAUGUUUUACCAAAAUCCGCUCCGACCAAGCCAUCAAAGACUUUUGCGAACUUCCCGCCCCGAAAUAUCCAACCAAAGAAAAUGGAAGAAGCAAAAGAAACCUCAUUUGUUACCAGUAACGGCAAAAGUAAUUCAUUAGUGAAAGUUAAAAUUGAGGAUACCAGUGCUGAAAACCCCACAUUUCCAGAGAACAACUAUGCUGCUAGCAGUACUUCUCAUCAGGGUAUCUCUGAACACUCCCACUGGUCUCUGAGGCCAAGACCAAAUUUUGCUUUAAUUAAGGAUCAUUUGUAUUCCACAAACAGUCAACAGAUGCUUUUGCAACCCUGUGCAGCAGAUACAUUAAAGUGCAAGCCAAGCAUUGCAAACACAUGGAACACCAGAAACAGAUCAUUGAAAAGAAAAGCAUCUGAUUCUAGCAGUUGCACCGCAGACUUCGAUAUCAAAAAUAAGGUUGCCAAGAAAAAAUCAGUUGAUGAUGUUGCGGAGCUGCCACGAAAGAAAAUGUUGCAUAGAAAAUGUAAAGAGAAAGUGUAUUACACAAGUGAUGUUGUAAUAGACAUUCCUACUACACCAAGACCACCUAAAGAUAUUGUGCGGACAUUGAGAUUGUAUCCUUUCAGUGCCGGCCAAGUGGUGACGUACCCUCAACAGAAUCAGCCUGUUGUUGUGCUGAAUCACCCUGAUGCAGAUAUUCCUGAAGUAGUAAAUGUAAUGAGAACAGUCUCAAAAUUCAGCAGUCACAUUUUAACAGUGACAUUGUCAAAAAGGACACUUGAGGCUUUUCUUGAUUCAAAGUUAAACAGUACUGCAGAAGCAAUUUCUGAUGGGCUAACCGGAAAACGUAGCAGGAGAUCAAAGCCUAUAAGCCCAGAAAAAGAACGUUUUGUGCUCAAGUUGACAUUAAAGAAAACCAGUAAAAACAAUUAUAAGAUUGUAAAAAACACAUCUGAAAAUCAAAACAAAACAAAAUUCCAUUGCUGGUUUUGUGGUAGGAUAUUUGACAAUCAGGAUGAAUGGGUUGGUCAUGGGCAAAGGCACCUAAUGGAGGCAACAAAAGACUGGAACACUCUAUUUUAAUCAUUUUUCUGUCAUUGAUCAUGGGAUGUUUUAAACAGGAUCAGGAAUAUAUUUUGUUUCUCAAUGGCAGCACCUAUCCCCUAGCUGAUACUGGGUGGUGGUGUUAUGGAAACAUUUCAUGUUAUAUUCAGGUUUUUUUCCUCUUUGUCAUAGUCUGAAAAUAUUUUUUUAUUUAGUUUUUUUUUUUAAAUAAACGUAACCUAUGUGACUGCAAUAUCAAAAUUCAAACAAUGUGUGUGUGCUUGGUUUCUACUCUAGGGUAGUGGUUCAUUUGGAAAAUAACUGGAAUUUGCAGACUUUGCCUGUGGUGGAAUGUCCUAAUUUUACAGUAAAAUGAUGCUGCCCUUUUCUAUAAUUGGCAGGUAUUUUUACAGUCAGGGACAACAUAUGGAAAUGUACAGAAAUUGUCAAUACAAAACCUUUUAUACAUAAUUGUAUUCUCACAUAAGUUGAUAUUUUUCAUGCUGUAUAGCAUUUUCUUCACUUACCGAAGAGGUUUAGAUAGCAUUAUACCCCAUCCAGUUCUAUAGGUGUUAAGUAUGGGUAUUAUCAUUCUACUUUUUUUCUCUUUAUACAAAAAAGUUUAAAUAAACAACAUAUUAACAUUUAUUUUGUCACUUGUAAAUACAAAGAAAAAGCAUGAUUGUGAAUAUUUCAAGAUUAUGCAUUAUAUAUAGCUUUUUCCAUGAAUAUUAAAAGUGUUACAUCGUGAA